Molecule: messenger RNA, 2159 nt
Organism: Glycine soja
Lineage: Eukaryota; Viridiplantae; Streptophyta; Magnoliopsida; Fabales; Fabaceae
Product: two-component response regulator ORR24-like
Exons: 7
Coding region: 750-1955 (401 amino acids)
Molecular function (GO): DNA-binding transcription factor activity; DNA binding
Source: RefSeq, a predicted model, not a curated record
CAACUGUCAAGAGGGGACGGAGAAAAAAAAAGGUUAGAGGAGAAAAGGGUAGGAAUUAAGUGCAAAAGGGACCAGCAACAUCUGUAUCUAUUAUGUAGGUUUAUUACAAUUUAAGGAGAACAAGUAGUCUGUCCGAAUAUUGUUGAUUCUCAAUUUCCUUUUUUUUCUUUUCUUUUCUUUCUUUCUUUCUUUUCCUUUCGUACCAUAAAAGCCUAUCUAAUAUCUUAAACUUAUGACUCUAAUUCUUCUGCUGAAUGAUAUGCCAAAGACAUCCCAAAUCUAAGACCGUAUAUCCUCUCUCUCUCUCUCUUUCUCUUUCUCUUUUUCCCCUUCCAAGCAUGUCAAAGAACACAGCAUCAUCCAAGACUAAAUCCAGCGCAAUCUGUCCAUGAGUUAUGUUCUUUAAAGUUUUAUAACAAUAAGGCCACGAAGGUUCUCCAUAGGUGACUAAGUGAAGAAAGAUAUGGUUGUAUAUAUAUAUAUAUAUGCAGUGUUGCAUCUAUGAUCAAUAGGCUUGGAAAAGAAAGAAAAGAGGCACAUCAUCGUGAAUAGGGUCAUUGGAAGAGAAAGAAAAGAGGCACAUCAUCAUCGUGAAUAGGCUCAUUGGAAGAGAAAGGAUAGAGGCACAUCAUCAUCGUGAAUGGUUGGUACUUUAGGGAAAAAGACAUGAAAUGCCAUUCAUAAUUUGUACACAUUAAUAAAGAAUUGAAGUUGGAGGUGAUCCUGAUCGAGCAAAACAACAAAUAAAUAUGUCAGAUGAAUAUGAGAGGAGUGAACAUGCUGAUGAUGACUCUUCAAUGGGAUCAUCCCAGAAAUGCUCAUCCUUUGAUUUGAAUGAAGAAGCUAGUAGCAAAGAUAACAAUGACAACGAUGAUAAGGGAUUCGAGGAAGCAAGGGAAGAAGGUACUUCAACUAAUAAAAGUAGCAGCAUGACAAAGGAAGGAAGUAAUGAACGGAGAGGUGGCGUGAGACAAUAUGUUAGAUCAAAAAUGCCUCGGCUUCGGUGGACACCUGAACUUCAUCUAUCCUUUGUGCAUGCUGUUGAAAGGCUUGGAGGUCAAGAAAGAGCAACACCCAAAUUGGUGCUUCAGCUAAUGAAUGUGAGAGGCCUCAGCAUUGCUCAUGUCAAGAGUCACUUGCAGAUGUAUCGAAGCAAGAAACUAGACGAGGCUGGGCAAGUAUUAGGUCAAACAUACAAAUCAACCCAUGAACUUGGUCGUAUUUCUCAUGUAGCCCAUCAGUCCAUGAAUCCUCGUCAACAUUUUAAGAUGGGAAAUGGAGGAAUUAUUCUAGCAAGUGAUUACAACGACCACAGUUAUUUCCAUGGUCUCAUGCAUCCCUGCUCCCUAUCACAUUCACAUACAAAAGCCAUCGAUUCAAGGCGCCAACAAUGGUACUUCAAUAAUCAUCAACCUUUUAGAAGACCAAGUUACUUUAGCAACGAAGUUGUCUCCUCAACUGCCUUACAAACGCAAGGAAGAUCAUUAUCUUCAAACCAAAUUAACCUAAUGGAUGCCACCAGCAUUGCACCCAUGAGACCAAGCCAGUUUCUUGAAGAGAAAAAGUGGCCUCCCUUAGAUAUUAUGAACAACCAUCACUGGAAGAAAAGGUUGCCUGCCAAUAUUACUUCUAAUGCUGUGUCACAACCUGUUGUACAUCAAUUUGGCACCACUGCAGCAUCUCUGCUUAGACCAAGUGAGUUGAACUUUGGAAACAACACAAGAAUCAAGGAGCAUCUAUCAAACUCCGACGAGCAUCGCAACUAUUCCAACAGUUUCAAGCUAGAAUUUGAGCCUCCAUUUCGGAUUAAGUCGAAUCAAGAAAAAUUGCAGAAAGAGAACCAAUGGGCGCCUGAUUUGCGACUGAGUUUAAGUCAGAGAGAUGGCAACAAUGAUGGCAAGACUGAUCAUUGCAGAGAAACCCAAGAAAUCAACACGAAACUUUCACUUUCAUAGAACUUAUAACCAUGUCAAUGUAUUAUGCAAAUACCACACAACCCAGCCAUUCAUAUAGUCUGAGUGAAGAUAUAUCGAUACUAAAACGAAUUAAGUUACACAAUUAUAUGUCGCUAAAACGCUAAAUUAUGGGCUUGCCAGUACAUAGGGUUUCUCCUCACACCCAAAAUAAUAAUAAUAAUUAAAUCGGAUUUGAGUGUAAAA